Messenger RNA from Oncorhynchus tshawytscha (Chinook salmon), 635 nucleotides. Its product is annotated as dispanin subfamily A member 2b. Gene Ontology annotation, cellular component: plasma membrane. The record is from RefSeq and is a predicted model, not a curated record. NCBI's taxonomy places the organism in Eukaryota, Metazoa, Chordata, Actinopteri, Salmoniformes, Salmonidae. The transcript has 2 exons. The coding region runs from base 106 to 489 and encodes 127 amino acids.
UCACCUCACAAAAGAAACGUCUCUUUGGGUCUCACUUUCUCGUUUGCACUAGAAGCUUUGAUUAUUUUUAACACAAGGCUAAAUAAGUAGCUAUAUUCGUUUGCCAUGGAUCAACCACCACCGUACCAGCCAGAGUUUGUCCCAAUGAAAGGAAAUAAGUACAUGCGUCUUGAAGACACUCACGGAGCGCCCAAGUUCCAACAUACCGUCGUCUUGGGACAGCCACAGCCCGUUGUACCUCAUCCCAGGGAUCACAUUAUCUGGUCACUUUGCAGUCUCGUGUAUGGCAACCCAUUCUGUCUCGGAAUGUUAGCGGUGUAUUUCUCUAUAAAGUCCAGGGACAGGAAGAUGGUUGGAGACUUGGAGGGAGCAAGAAAACACGGGAAGACUGCAUGCUGCUUUAAUACUGUGACCCUGACUUUGGUAAUCCUCGGGCUGCUCUUCUUCUUCAUCACCUAUGGUAUCAUCAUCUACCAAGUUACACACUGAGGAGAUCCAGUCUUUGCUUUUGUAAAAACAAGUGUUCAUUUGAAGUCUUGGCAGGUGUUAUACACCUGUAGGAUUGUGUCCUGAUACAUUUCAGCUCAUCUCUUAAACACACACACACAGCACAGAUGUUCCUUCAGCACUGUCUA